This is a messenger RNA of Hibiscus syriacus, 672 nucleotides long. Its product is annotated as 14 kDa zinc-binding protein. Lineage: Eukaryota; Viridiplantae; Streptophyta; Magnoliopsida; Malvales; Malvaceae. The transcript has 5 exons. Gene Ontology annotation, cellular component: cytoplasm. Gene Ontology annotation, biological process: sulfur compound metabolic process; purine ribonucleotide metabolic process. The record is from RefSeq and is a predicted model, not a curated record. Gene Ontology annotation, molecular function: adenylylsulfatase activity. Bases 26 to 493 code for a protein of 155 amino acids.
CUAGGGUUAGUUAUGAUAUUUAUAGAUGAGCGAUGAUACAAAGAAGAGCCGACUGUCAGUUUUGAGUUCUCAUUUGACCAAUUGGCCUUGGGAAUCUGCCGUCAUGGCUUCGGAGAAAGAAGCCGCCCUCGCUGCUGCUCCUUCUAAUUCUCCUACCAUAUUUGACAAAAUCAUCAAGAAGGAAAUCCCAGCUACAGUGGUUUAUGAAGACGAUAAGGUCUUAGCUUUUAGGGACAUAGCUCCCCAAGCUCCUACACACAUCUUAAUUAUUCCAAAAAAAAGGGAUGGCCUAACUGGAUUGUCUAAGGCUGAAGAGAGGCACACUGAAAUCCUUGGCCACCUUCUUUAUACUGCAAAGCUUGUUGCAAAACAGGAAGGACUGGAUGAUGGCUUCAGGAUUGUGAUCAAUGAUGGCCCUCAAGGAUGUCAAUCUGUGUAUCACAUUCAUGUCCACCUCCUUGGAGGACGCCAAAUGAACUGGCCUCCAGGCUAAAUGAAGAUGUUAAUCAGUGGACACCAUCUUUUGUGCUAGAGUGCAUGCCUACUUGUUAACUUUAAUAACGAAAACAGACAUGUUAAAUGUUGCUCGCAUCCAUGAUUUGAGUACUCAAUCGAACUGGGGAAAACUAACGAGCAUUGAGCCAUGUGUGAAAUAGUAUACGGAGUGGUUAA